Molecule: messenger RNA, 934 nt
Organism: Xenia sp. Carnegie-2017
Lineage: Eukaryota; Metazoa; Cnidaria; Anthozoa; Malacalcyonacea; Xeniidae
Exons: 2
Coding region: 76-819 (247 amino acids)
Source: RefSeq, a predicted model, not a curated record
AAAUCGAAAAAGAUAUUAAAACCUAGUAGUGUACCAUCGAUAUUUCCAUUUUUAAAUCGUAAACCCGAGCGAAAAAUGUCACACAGAAGAGAACAAAUGAGAGAUAGAAUUGCAAGACAUGAGGAAGUUAGAAGCAUAAUACAAUCACUAGAUGAAGAUACAAAUCUUGCAACAGGCAUUGAAGAUCAGCCUCCCAGUCCAUUGUCCAAGGAUGCCCAGAUUCAAUGUGAACCAAAAGUUUUCAUUAAUGCAGAAGCACAGUGUGAUACACCGAGACAAAGGACAGUUGCCAUACAAACUCUUGCACAAAGAAAAAGGAAACCAUUAAAAAAUAAAAACGCUUCAAAAAAUGUUGCCCCCUCUUUAAAUGCAGUUUCUUCAAGUCGUACACCAAAACCAGUAACAUCCCCCACAACUCCUAACACAACAACUCCUAUCACAACAACUCCUAUUAUAUCAUCUGAUUCAGAAAUCUCUUUAGGAAGCAGUGAUGAUAUUGCUGCAUCAGAUAGUGAUGAUGAUUAUACCUAUCUUGAGGAACAAGAUACAGAUGAGGAAUCUGAAGGUGAGGAACUAAAAAAUCAAAGAAAAUUCAUUGUCUUUGAAAGCAUGCUUGAUAAGCUGUUCGCAACAUGUGGAAUAUGUGGUUCUCUUUGUGAGAUUGAGAAGUCCCAUAUUGGUAGUAUGGUUGCCAUAAAAACAACAUGUAGCAAUAAUCAUACUUAUCAGUGGAAGUCUCAACCAUAUUUGCACAAUAAACCAGCAGGUAAUAUUUUAAUUCCUGCUGCAACUAUCAUGAAUGACUGGAGUAACCUAUGAAGCCACCAAGCAAUUUGCAAAUGCAAUUAAUUUAAACUUUGUAAAUAAAGAUCAGUUUUAUGAAGUUCAAAAUAAGAUUGUCUUCCCAGUCAUUGACAAUGUCUAUAAAAAACAA